AAAUCAUUUUGUUUCAUCGUCUCUUCUUAAUGGCUUGUAUUUUUCUCUCCUCGCCUGCACCUAAAAAUUGCAAAGCUAUAUUCCCUCUUUUUAUCAUACUCAUUUUCUAUAGAGAUUCUUCCUGAUAAACACCCAGAGAGAGAGAGAGAUAAUUACGGUGACUUUAUUUUUGUGUUUUUUCGAUAAAGAUUUGAUUUUUUUAAGGUUGUUGAAUAAUUAUGUCAAGUGGUGAGGAAAACACGGGGAUUGAUAUGCUGGAGAGAUUUCGCACCAAGAGAGAUUCGGAGAGAAAGUUGGGAGAGAGAGAUGAGGGAGAGGGAGAGAUUGAACUGAGUCUAGGCCUUUCUUUGAACGGGAGAUUCGGGGUUGACCCAAAAAGACGUAACAAUAAUAUUACCCGGGCUGCUUCGAUCGCGGGUUUUUCGGUCGGGUCGGGUGGGGAGGAUGUGAGAGCGUGGAGUGUUGCGGGUGGGCCCGACGUGGGUUUGAGCAGGACUUGUUCGUUGCCGAUGGAUACAGAGGAGUGGAGGAAGAGGAAGGAGUUGCAGUCUCUAAAGAGAUUGGAGGCUAAGAGGAAGAGGAUGGAGAAGAUGAAGAAUGUGAGGAUGGUGAGAGUCAAAGCUGGUGGUGAUGAGGUUGUGGUGGGCCCACCGGCCCCACAACCUGCUGUUGUGAUCGACAAGAAGAGUUCAGUUCAGUUCUGUUCACAGGGGUCUAUUGGAUCUCAAGGCAGUGGGGCUGGUUCUUCUGGUGUGUCUGAUCCUGAUACUCAUGAAAUUCCACAAGCAACGAACAACGGAAGCCCUGCAAGUACUCGGUCUUCAGUUGAGCCGAUAGUUGACAACAAGCCUGCAGAAACUGUGACGGAGAAGCCAUCACCCGUACUGGAACAUUCUGGAUCCAGAAAUGAGGAAGCGUUGAAGAACAUGAUCAGCAACAUGCCUUGCGUCUCAACAAGAGAUGGUCCUGAUGGCAAAAGAAUCAAUGGCUUCUUAUACAGAUGUAAGAGUGGAGAAGAACUGAAGAUUAUAUGUGUUUGUCAUGGUGAAUUCCUUUCUCCGGCUGAAUUUGUGAAGCAUGGUGGUGGCGGGGAUGUCGAAAAUCCUUUAAGGCAUAUAGUUAUUAAUCGUGCUCAAUCGUAGUCUUUUGUUUAUCCCUGAGAACAACUAAGCCUUAGUUUUUUAGUGCUUGUAUUGCUUCUGUGCAUGGGUGAUCUUAUUGUAACUUUUAAAUGAAGAUGAUGGGGAUCCUGCACAACCUAAAUCGCCAAGUAAAAAGAUCUGGAUAAGUUCAGAUUUUGAAGAUAUGUAGUCUUUAUGAUAUAAAUUUAGUUCGAACAGAACAUUUUAAGUGUA
Daucus carota subsp. sativus is the source of this 1355-nucleotide messenger RNA. RefSeq names its product ninja-family protein AFP3. The transcript is spliced from 2 exons. The record is from RefSeq and is a predicted model, not a curated record. Gene Ontology annotation, cellular component: nucleus. The coding region runs from base 219 to 1142 and encodes 307 amino acids. Lineage: Eukaryota; Viridiplantae; Streptophyta; Magnoliopsida; Apiales; Apiaceae. Gene Ontology annotation, biological process: signal transduction; negative regulation of DNA-templated transcription.